Notechis scutatus (mainland tiger snake) is the source of this 3983-nucleotide messenger RNA. The record is from RefSeq and is a predicted model, not a curated record. Lineage: Eukaryota; Metazoa; Chordata; Lepidosauria; Squamata; Elapidae.
GGGGACAAAGGGUUAAAGGGAGGGGGAGGGAGCGAAUAGAGGCGAACUUAGACUGAAGAAAGAAAGAAAAAGAAAGAAAAGAAAAGUGUCCUCGGGCCAAGUUCAGAAAACUCUAUCACAACCGUGGGUGUUCAGGGAAUCUGGUCAGAGGAUAAGGGGUGUGAGUUUGGAGAGCUUUAGGUUUUUUUCUCCAGGCCAGAGUGAUUGCAAAGGUCUCAAGGCGUUGGGAGGGCGGGGUAAAGGCACUGAAGUGUGAGGUAGCUAGGGAUAAUUGAAUAAAGCUUAGACUGGAGUGGAGAAACUCAUUUACUGCAUGUCAUCAACUCGAGUGGAAAGGCUUGAAAGAAGCUGAGUAAAGGAGGAAGAGUGGUGUGAACAUGGAGCCCGAGGAGGGACAUAAAGAAGAUCAAGCUGGUAGUGCUGGAAAUGAGGGGCUGAAUCAAGCGUCCACUGUGGGGGAAAAUAACAGAGAAGUGAACGAGGGGACAGCACCAUUCUUUUCAGAGGCAGAGCCCGAGGAAGUAAAAACGGGGGAAAAAUCAAGUCUUGAGAACCUGAAAAGUAAUGCAGAAUAUGAGGAAUUGGGAGGAGCAGGUCAGAAAGAGACUGAUUUAUUUGUGAGCCCAUCUGCAGGAGAAGCAGAAGAAAAAACUCCAAAGCGGAUAGAUCAGAGGAAGAUAAAGAAGCAUGAAGAAACAGGGAUUGUUGAAGACAGAAUUCUAGAAAUGGAUGAAAAAGUUGAUUUGGAAAAUCGGGAUCAGAGGGAGAAAGACGUUCAUGCAGAUACUGAAGGAAAGGCUGAUUAUCCAGCCAAUUUGAAUGACAAGAGCAUUAAACAGACAGCUGAUAGGGAAGGCAUGGCGUUAGACCAGAAGGAUUUAGAGGGAGGGAUUGAAAAAGAGAUUGCUGAAACCACAGAGAUUCAGAAAGAGCAUGCUUUUUCAAGUUUGGAUCAGGGAGGCAAUUUAAAGAUAACCGAAGCGGGAAAGGAUGUAGCAGCAGAUGCAACAUCAGUACAUCAGAGACAGACUGAAGAAUCUGUAGGAUUAGGUAUGGAGCAAAAUAAGGUGUACACCAAAGCUGAGGAUGAGAAAAUAGCUGGAGUAGAGCAAAGUUUAAUUGCACAUGAAGCAGUGACAUUAGUAGAAACCCAGGAAAAACCUGAGGAGCCAUUUGAAAAUCUCGGGGAACCUGGAAAGAGAGAUGCAACAAUGGCAGAGGAGGAAGCCAGGCUGUUAGAAACAAAUCAAGUACAUGUUGAAGAGGCUGAGAAAGCACCAGAGGCAGAGAUUGGAACUGAAAAAAAAGAUGCAGCAACAACACUGCAUCAAACAAAGGCUGAGAAGGUAGUUGAGGGAAGUCAGGGAGAAAGUGGACAACUAUUGGGAGAUCAAAAAGUAACAGUGGUUGAAGCAGGAGUUGCUGAAACAGAAGGAGUUGUGAUUAUACCAGUUGAAGAUAAAACUGAGGAUUUGGUGGAGACAAGUGAAGUAGUAAUGGGCGAGAAAGAUUUCACUGCCGUGGAAGCAGAGAGUGGGACAAUUGGGAAGGUGACAGCAGAAGAUGAUGUAUCAUUAGUAGUUGAAGUUAAGGAUGAAAAUUUGGUGGACAUUAGUGAAACACAGAUGGGAGAAGAGUUGAUUAAAGAAAAAGAUCUAGCAGAAGUAACAGUAACAGAAACAGAGAAAGAUGUAGGAGAAGUAACAGAAACAGAAAGUCUAAGAAUAAAAAAAGAAAUGCCUCAGAUAGAAAUGGAAGAAAUACCUAUACAUAUCCAGGAUAAGAGAGGUGAAGAAAAGACUGAAUCAGAGAUGAUUGAAGAGAAAGUUGAAGAUUUGACACAACCAGAACAAAAGCCAAAAGAACAAGUAGAGAGGGAAGGUGAACAAUUGGCAUCAGCUGGCAUGAUUGAUAAAGGGGAAACUGGAGAAUUAGAGAUGGCAUUAGCAAUUAAUCAGAAUGAAAUAAUGAAAAGCCUGAGGCCAUCUCAGGAAAAGGCAGAGAUUGCUGUCAUAGAUGCUGUGGGAGAAAAAUUACCAUUCCAAGAAAAGAUUUUAGCCUGGAGUCCAGAAUUGGAAAGACCAACUCAAGAGAUAGCAGGGGUAGGCUCCAGAGAAGGGAUAUCCAGAUCAUAUAGGCAAGAGGGUAAACUAAGCCGAGAACUUAUUUCAGAAUUGGUAAGAAUUGGCCAGGAAAGAAGAAAUUUUGGCUUAGGUCAAGUAGAAUUACUAGAAACAAGCAUAAAGCUCACUGAAGACUUAGAUAAAUUGGGUAGUGAAGAACAAAGUCACAAAGUGAAAGGUAAAAUAAUUAUAGGCUUGGCAGGGCUAAGACAAGGGUCAAUUCAAGUAACACCACAUAGGACUGUUCGGUCAGCAGGAGGCUAUGAUGGAGUGUUGGCACAUGUAGCUCCAGGAUUAAUUGUAACUGGUUUAAGGAAGCCUGAGGGAAAGAGACUAACAAAACAAGAUCAUAUGCAAUUGGACAAGAGGACAUUAGAACAAAGGGAGACACGAUCAGCUGAACAGGGGCGUUUUGGAGUAAGCAUGAGGUCAAAUGAAGCAGUGGUCUUCAUGGGCUACCGAAUUGGGCGGGAAAGAAUGUCUUGUUUGUCAGAGGCAGAGAAGAGGAUGGUGAAAAUUCAGCUGCCUGAGUUAGAGGAGAUUGGGAAAAAGCCUGCAAUAGAACAGGUAGAGGUACCCAGGCAGGAACAGGAAGUGAGGAAGGAAGAGAUACAAGAAAUUAAUGCCAAUGAAGUAGUAUGGCAUCAACUAGAGCAAGUGCCAACAGCUUGGCUUGGUAGACCAUUGACACGAGAUUAUAUGGCAGCACAAAGUUCUGGGUGGACUGCAGGCAUAGGGCCAGGACAUGGGCGCAUUUCAAGGUCACUUCGGGCAGGAAUAAAAGAAAGAAUUAACUUGAUGGUGAUGGGUGAGAGUGCAACAAAAUCAGCACAGAAGCUUGAGCCAUUACAUUUUGGAAUGAGAAGAAGGAUGUUUGAGCUUACAAGCAAGUCUGCCAAUGUGCAUUGGUUAAAUGAGAUACUGAAGCCAAGACCACCAGGUUCUCGACUUGGUGUUGCAGAUCAGAAGGUUCAUGAGGAAAGAAGUCCUGGCCUGAUGACUGAAAGGCAAAGUCCUGGUUUGUUUGCAAGGAAAAAAGAACUAAAAGAUUGGAGGGAUGGGGUGAUGGGAGUAGCAAUCAGGAGAUACAAUGCAAUGCGACUUGCUAUGUGGGGAGAAGGCCCAAUUGGUUUGCACAUAAAAGGGAGAAGGUUAACUGAGGAUUUAUAUGGCCUUACAAGUCGCUCCCAUAAGGUGAGUUCCAUUUUGGGGCAGGUUGAAAGGAGAGUGUUAACAAUAGCACAACAGGUAACAAACGAGAGAGUAUCAGGUUUGGAAGUGGGUGGACAAAGUCUGGCUGAGAUACUGAAGCAGGAUAUGGAGUUAGCAAGGUCAAAGAAAGGUGAGAAAUUUUCAAGGUAACUGGUAAAACAAAUUAUGCAGUGAAUUUAGGGAUAUUGGGUUGUUUAAGAAUUAGUGGAAAAGCAGAGAAUGUAUAGAGAAUAGUGCAGUUUAAGGACAAAACUUCAGGUUGAGAGGAUUUAUAUAUUUGUCAAAGGAAUAGAGAAAGAUGAAAGGCCAAGACAAUGGUACAAGUAACAAAGUAUUGAGACUUAAGGAACAAAGAGAAUGAAAUGAGGAAACAAGGUUAAAAAUUGACCUUGAGAAAAUUGGUGAUUUUGAUCAUCUGGGAUUAGUGGCUGUGAGUGGAAGGUAGCUAAAAUCUUUCAGAAAGGAAACUUGACUGGAACAUUUAGUAGCAUCUCAAACAGGUUCUUGCCUUUUCUCAUAGGCUUGGAUUUGGUAGCUGGUGCUUACAUUAAACAUCUCCACUGUAACCUGUAGUCAAGCUAUUCCUGUGCUGCCUGCAUUGCAAUCAUGGAGAAACAGGAUAACCUUUUGCUAGUGCUUCAAAGAGAA